Molecule: messenger RNA, 2607 nt
Organism: Aureococcus anophagefferens
Lineage: Eukaryota; Pelagophyceae; Pelagomonadales; Pelagomonadaceae
Exons: 1
Coding region: 121-984 (287 amino acids)
Biological process (GO): monoatomic ion transport; transmembrane transport
Cellular component (GO): plasma membrane; voltage-gated sodium channel complex
Molecular function (GO): voltage-gated sodium channel activity
Source: RefSeq, a predicted model, not a curated record
AAAUAUUUUCUAUGGGCGCGUCUAGGGAUAACGGUUGUUUCGUGCACUGGCAGUGAUACUAAGGCGCGGAUACUACACAAUAUUCAUAGUCAAGGCGAACGACUUCCCCUGCGAACGACCAUGGCGGCCGUAAUAGUCCAAAUUAAGAGAAACAUCAAGGCGAAGAAAGAAGCACAGGAGGCCCGGUUGGCACGGUUUCCUAGGAGUGCGAAACCGAAUGAAAAUGACAUCAUUCUCAACAGCGCAGAGUACGACGAAGACAUCGACGAUGCGAUGCAUGAGAAGGAACUCACGCCUUGGGUGUUGUUGAAUGGCAUGAUAUGGGAUUGUCAGCCUUGGGCUAAGCAGGUGUAUGCGGACAUUCGAGUGCAGAUGUUCGUGGCGGUCCUGAUCCUAGGGAAUUUUGUCAUCAACAUCAUCGAGAAGCAGGUCUGGCCAUCAGGCAAAGUCUGUGAAUUGAAAAGCUACGAGUGUACCAAAAGCACAAAAUGCAAUUGUCGAAAGGUAGGGAGGCGAUACAGGCGAAUCUUCGAAGGGACCGGAGCUUUUUUCAAUUAUAUUUUUACAGCUGAACUUGCCUGGAACAUGUAUGCACACUGGUUUAGACUUUUUUGGAAGGACGGGUGGAACGUGUUUGACUUUAUCACAGUCGCCGUUUCGUGGAUCACCGCGGUUGGUGUCGCGUUGCCGGGUCCCCUCGGGAUGUUGCGCAUGGUUCGAGCACUUCGCGUAUUCCGACUUUUCAAACGUGUCAAAUCGCUAAGGAAAAUUCUUGAGUCUCUCGCACGUGCGGUCCCAGGCGUGAUGAAUGCGUUUUUGAUCAUGCUGAUCGUAAUGUGCAUAUACUCUAUAUUAGCUGUCGACUUCUUCAAGAAUCUAGGCCGGGAUGGAGUCUUUCACUACGAGUCUGGCUUCACGAAGACACGAGGCAUAACAGUCGCAAUGGAGCGCUGGUUUUUUUAUCAGUGUCUGAGCCAGUCUUAGUUUUUGAGCGUUCCACGUAUAUACGUGUGUACACACGUAUUGAUUUAUAUCCAAAAAUACAGGCUCAACACAUCGGAAAAGAUGGACUUCUGGAUCGAUAAUUAUGACGGGACAGCUCUUAUAGCAGAAGUCCCUUCACCCAGUCGCGCGGAAUUCCUUGAGCACCAUCAUAACGUUGAGAGCAACGCUGGCACCUAUUAUACUGCACGGGGGAAUGAGUGGGGUCACGAGUACUUCGGCACGUUUGGGAAAUCGCUCUUUACGCUGUUCCAAGUGGUCACUGGUGAUAGCUGGGCUGAGGCCAUCGGGCGAUCGCUUCUGGAAGGUUGGUUUCCGAUGUCCACUGCAUUAUUUUUUGUUACGUACAUCCUUCUUCAUGCUGUCGUGCUUAUGAAUGUCGUUGUUGCUGUCCUCCUUGAAAAAAUGGUAACUCCAGAAGAUGAUGAAGGUGAUGACGAUGAUCUUAUUGGUGCCUUGGAAAAGGAGGCCGAGCAUGAGCUCGCGAACGCAACCCACGACGGCAUGGCAGAUAGCCACGGCGUAUUAGAUUUACAUGGCAACCGCCCUGCUCUUAGCUAUACUGAACCAGUCUCACCCCCCUCUGCAACCAUAAAAUCGUGUCGCUCUGCGUAUGAAGAAGACAGAAGGGUAGAGCCUCGCAGUAUUGAUCUGCUUCGGGGGGGCAUGCGCCAGCAGAUCGAGGCGUUGCACUUGGAAUGUAGCGGCAUCGAGCGCAGCAUUGGGGACAUGCAAGACGGCCAGCGGCUACUUAUCAGGGCCCUCGCGCAGUGCAGUGCCGUGCGCCGGUAGUGUGCCAGACCGCAGGCAGUGCCACCAUAGAUUUUUUUGUUUCAAGGUUUGUUGUUUUUCUGCGGCUUUGAAUCUAGAGGCAGCGAGGAGCGCCGGACCCCUUGCGGCCCUGGCCGGGGUCGGGUCCGGCGUCGGCGAAUCUUGACGUCCUCGCGGCCGCGGACGGCCACGACGACAGCCGCGGCGCGCCGCCGACGGCCAGCUCUAAGAAAGCGGCUGCGCAUACAUAUAUCUUGGUUGCGCAAGCGGCGCAACGAGUCGGGCGCCGCGCGGCUGACUGCGAAUGACAUCUGGGCCGAGGCGUGCAUGAGCGCGUUUCGAAACGCGCCCCACGGGAGUGUCGGGCCCAGUCGGUUCGAUUGGCCAAUUGGCUCGUUCCCGGCGACCGCAUCAGCGGGAUGCGCCGUGCCGCCUGGUCGCUCGACGACCGCAGGGGCGCGCACCAUCUACGACACAUCGACGCGCCUUAUGCACAUGUGCGUCAACCAAGACAGUGCGGAUUCUCUACUGGAAAGUGGCAUCUAGGAGCGCGAAUUAAAACGUACCACUUCACGUACCACUCGGGGGUCGACUGCCCCAUAUUGACUGGAAUUCCUAGUCCGUCACCAACGGCUCGCCGAGGUACCCCGCGAGCCCCCCUGAGGUCCCCAGUGUGGGAAACGAAUAUUCUAAAUGAAUUGUCCCACGUCCGUUGGACGUCCGUUGGACGUCCGUUGGACGUCCGUUGUGACCCCCGCGCGCGCGGUGGGCGGAGGACCUCUAGAGGACCUCCCGCCGGGCGGCCGCCGAUGAACAAUUAAUAAUUCCUAUGGC